Molecule: messenger RNA, 1889 nt
Organism: Homarus americanus (American lobster)
Lineage: Eukaryota; Metazoa; Arthropoda; Malacostraca; Decapoda; Nephropidae
Product: transformation/transcription domain-associated protein-like
Biological process (GO): DNA repair; regulation of DNA-templated transcription
Cellular component (GO): NuA4 histone acetyltransferase complex; SAGA complex; nucleus
Molecular function (GO): transcription coregulator activity; protein binding
Source: RefSeq, a predicted model, not a curated record
UAAUCAUCAAUUUGCUGAACCAAGUAGGACGUAUGUUCCCCCAGGCUGUGUAUUUUCCCAUUAGAACACUGUACCUGACUCUCAAGAUUGAACAGCGGGGCAGGAUAAAGAGUGUAGAUCCAGCUGCUGUAGCAUCACAAAAAGCUCAACAGCAGAGUCAACAGCAGUCACAAACACAACAGACAUCACAGCAGCAGCAGUCACAGCAGAGCGGCCAGCAGCAGGGAACUGAAACUGCUGGUUCGAUCAAGGCUACAGAGCCUAUGUGGCGGUGCUCACGCAUCAUGCACAUGCAGAAGGAACUGCACCCUACUGUGUUGGCAUCUCUGGAGGGUAUUGUUGACCAGAUGGUGUGCUUCAGGGAGUACUGGGAUGAGGUAGUGCUGCGGCAGCUCCGACAAGCUCUGGCCAAGUGUUAUGCUGUUGCCUUUGAGAACUCUGGAGCAGUGUCAGAAGCGAACAUAACACCUCACACCCUCUCCUUUGUUAAGAAACUUGUCUCAACCUUUGGUAUUGGCAUUGAAAACAUCAGCAGUUCGGUGAGUGGCGGAGGACAGUAUGCGAGUGCUGCCUCCGAAUCCCUGGCCCGCCGUGCCCAGGCCACCGUCCAGGAUCCAGUGUUCCACAAGAUGAAGGGACAGUUCACCACAGACUUUGACUUCUCCCAGCUGGGAGCCAUGAAACUCCAUAACCUUAUACACAAACUCAAGAAAUGGAUCAAGAUUUUGGAAGCAAGAGUAAAGCUGUUGCCCAAGUGGUUCCUGAUAGAAGAGAAGUGUCGCUACCUCAGCAACUUUAGUCUUCAAACUGCGGAGGUUGAGCUGCCUGGAGAGUUCCUGUUACCAAAGCAUUCCCACUAUUACAUCCGAAUUGCACGCUUCAUGCCGCGUGUCGACAUCGUCCAAAAACACGGAACCGCCGCCAGACGUCUCCAUAUACGGGGUCACAACGGCCGAGUGUAUCCCUACCUGGUGGUGAACGACUACUCCCUGAGUGACGCUCGGCGGGAAGAACGAGUCCUGCAGCUACUGAGGAUGUUGAACCACUUCUUCGCCAAACAAAAGGAAACAAGUCGUCGGCUGGUGAACUUGAGUGUGAGCAGAGUAGUGGCUGUGUCCCCUCAGAUGAGACUGGUGGAGGAUAAUGUGUCUUCCCUGUUGGAUAUAUACAAGUUGAGGUGUGCCAAGAGACAGCCUGAGCCUGACACUCCAGUUACCAGAUAUUAUGAGAGGCUGGCAGCUGUGCAGGCACGUGGCUCCCAGGCGUCUCACCAAGUGCUGCGGGACAUAGUGAAGGAGGUGCAGACGGCGAUGGUGCCCAGGACCAUGCUGCGAGACUGGGCUUUGACCACCUACCCUAACCCUACCCAUUAUUGGACCUUCAGAAAGAUACUGACUGUACAACUUGCCCUCAUUGGUUUGAUGGAGUACCUGUUGCACCUGACCAAACUCUAUCCAGACAUGAUGUAUGUUCAUCAGGACUCAGGACUCAUCAAUGUUGCAUAUUUUAAGUUCAACAUUGAUGAUGCUAAAGGUGAGCUGGAUGGUAACCGUCCAGUACCAUUCAGACUGACACCAAACCUGGCUGAGCUUGUAACAACUAUAGGAGUAUCUGGGCCCUUCAUCAUGGUCCAUGGUGGCCACUGCUCGCCUGGCCACGCUGCCUUCAAGGUUAACGCCCUCCUUCGAGCCAUAAUGAGAGAUGAAAUAAUAUCUUGGCACAAGUUCUCCUCCAUAUUCCGGCAGCAGCGCCACGAAGGGAACACCCAGGAGGGCACACAAGGGUCAGGAACCAUGGAGGGGGAGGCUCUCAUCACCAGGGUUAACAAGGCUGUGGCGGCCAUCACCACUCAGAUACAGUCUCUUGCCUCCAGUGAUGCAGACAGUAAG